AUGAGCACAUUUUUUCCUGUCAUCUCCACUCUCAACCCCGCCGCACCGUCGAUUGCUGCCCCAAAGGCCACCUCAGCCUCGGUCCUGGCCACGUCGGCUGCCAAGUGGGAUGCACGCCUCUCGCAUGAUCCCAUUCACGACACCGCUUAUUACGGCAAGUGUAUGAUUGGCGGUAUUCUGUCGUGUGGCCUCACCCACACAGGCAUCACCCCACUGGACGUAGUCAAGUGCAACAUGCAGGUUAAUCCGGCCAAGUACAACGGCCUGUUGCCUGGCCUCAAGACCAUUGCCUCGGAGGAGGGUGCUGGCGCUCUAUUCAAAGGCUGGGCCCCUACUGCCAUUGGAUACUCGGCUCAGGGUAUGUGUAAGUUUGGCUUUUACGAGUUCUUUAAGGACACGUACAGCACGAUGGCUGGCGAGGAGAAUGCGUACAAGUACCGUGGAGCCAUUUAUCUGGCAGGAUCUGCUUCGGCUGAGUUCUUUGCAGACAUGGCCCUCUGCCCCAUGGAGAUGGUCAAGGUGAAGGUGCAGACCUCGCCCGCCGGCACGUUUCCCGUCGAAUUUGGUGCCGCUGUGGCUGCAAUGAAGGCCAACUCAGCUGAAACUCGCUUCCCCUUCGGCUCUCUCGUGCCCCUGUGGUCGCGUCAGAUCCCUUACACGAUGGCCAAGUUCUUCUUCUUUGAGAAAGUGGUGGAGGCUUUUUACACAUACGUGUUCACUGAGCCCAAGAGCUCGUACCCUAAGAGCACGCAGCUUGGCGUCACUUUCGCCUCGGGUUAUCUUGCUGGUGUUAUUUGCGCCAUCGUGUCGCACCCCGCCGACUCGGUGGUGUCGCUUAUGGGUAAGGCCGAGAAUAAGGGUAAAGGCUUCGGCCAGAUCGCCAGCGAAACUGGUCUGGUCAACCUGGCAACUAAAGGUCUGGGCACUCGUAUCCUUAUGAUCGGUACGCUGACAGGUGCUCAGUGGUGGAUUUACGACACUUUUAAGACGGUCAUGGGUAUGGGCACGAGCGGUGGUGCUGCUCCUAAGAAGAACUAA
Messenger RNA from Peronospora farinosa, 1038 nucleotides. NCBI's taxonomy places the organism in Eukaryota, Oomycota, Peronosporomycetes, Peronosporales, Peronosporaceae. The record is from the annotation of a GenBank genome assembly.